Messenger RNA from Toxoplasma gondii ME49, 2460 nucleotides. RefSeq lists its product as hypothetical. Gene Ontology annotation, molecular function: catalytic activity. The transcript has 2 exons. NCBI's taxonomy places the organism in Eukaryota, Apicomplexa, Conoidasida, Eucoccidiorida, Sarcocystidae. The record is from RefSeq and is a predicted model, not a curated record. Bases 1 to 2460 code for a protein of 819 amino acids.
AUGACAGCGAAUAACACAGCAGUCUCGUUUCAGAAGUUGUCAACAACCUCUUCUGCUCUCUCUUCUUCUCUCCUUUCUUCUUCAGGUUCCGUGAUGCCUGUGAGGAUUUCUCAGACGGAGUUUCUCGGUUGCUUUCCCUCUUCGGCGUACACCGUCUGUCGCACAAUCUCUCGCAGGUGCCAUAUGUUUUUGCUUCGCAGUCACCUCUCUCGGCUGGCUGCUUCUUUUUACAGCAAAGAGCGCGAGCACCCGCUUCUCAGUGUUGACGGUCGCGAUGGGUGCAGCUCCUCUUACGUUCUCUCUCGGUCCACAGCGACUGGGCUUGGAGAAGAGAAAGCAGAGGUCGAGGAAACGGAGCUCAGACGAACGACAGAGUCUGCGCUUCUUCCCUCUCACGAAGACAUCGCCGUUGCGCUCACAGACAGUCUGAAAACUCUUCUCAGAUACGCCAGCCGUCUCCACGAUCCUUCCUUCUUUCCAACUGCCGCUCCUUCAUUUACGUCUUCUCCUGUGAAUGCUUCUUCGUCUGCUUCUUCGUCUGCUUCUUCGUCUGUCUCCCCGACAGCUCCGCAGCUGGCUUCCGACUGGCGUUUCUCGGUAGUCGUUGUGCGUCUCUCGCUAGCGCGCUUGGCCAGGCUGCUUUACAGUCUUCGAGAGAGAGGAGCUACGCGCAAGCCGUUCCAAGAGGGGAGGCAGAACACCGACGACAAGGAAGGCAGGAACUCCACGACCAUACGACAGACGAGAAGCCGCCGACUCGCGUUCGAAGAGUGUGACGGAGAGGAGAUGGCAACGCAGACGGCAACGCAGACGGCAGACGGCCCGACGCGCGCGGCAGAGAACUCGGCAAAGGGAGAGAACAGGAAGGAGAAAAACGAUUCGCAAAGAGACGAAGCAGACGCGCUGGUGCAGAACGGACGGUGCACGGAGCCUCGUCGAGACGGCAGCGAAUCCCUUCUUUACUGGACGGUGAUCACACCAAAGUCUCCCGCUUGUGAAGCCAAAGAAAGAGACCGAGGAAACUGCGUCCGCCAUGAUGGGGAAGACCGAGCUCUGAAUGGACGAAGCACGAGAAGUCUCCAGAACUCUUUUUCGUCUUCUUUUUCUGAGACUCCAACGGUCCUUCAGACGACAUGUCUGCCAAUCGAAACUCCUUCCGCAGCGCCUUUCUCUCCUUUCUCCUCUGCCAACCCAAUCUGCCCUUCCACCUCGUCGUCUCUCGCUGAACCUCCUCCCUCGUCUCUCUCCUCUUCUUCUCUCUCUUCUUCUCUCUCCUCUUCUCUCUCCUCUUCUUCUCUCUCUUCUUCUCUCUCCUCUUCUUCUCUCUCUUCUUCUCUCUCCUCUUCUCUCUCCUCUUCUUCUUCUCUCUCUUCUUCUCUCUCCUCUUCUCUCUCCUCUUCUUCUUCUCUCUCUUCUUCUCUCUCCUCUUCUUCUGUCUCCUCUUCUUCUCUCUCCUCUUCUUCUGUCUCCUCUUCUUCUGUCUCCUCUUCUUCUGUCUCCUCUUCUUCUGUCUCCUCUUCUUCUGUGGUAUGCCUUUUGGUGUAUGCGGAGCCUCUGCGUGAGGCUUCUGUGCCGCUCUGCGGUCCAGUCUUUGCUUCUGCCUCUCACGCUCGUUCUUCUUCCUCUCCACCUUCACCUUCUUCGUCUUCUUCUGUCUCUUCUUCUUCCUCUCCGUGUAUGUCGGAAGAAAACGCGGCGAGAGGCUGCGUUGUUCUUGCUGUGCUGCAUGAAGGCCGAGGCAAUGCGCAGACCAAGGCGACGAACUGGGUCGAGGAGAAAGAACGACUUCUUUCGUUCGCUCGCGCUGCCGAGGAGACCACUGGAGAGAAAAUUGAAGAAGUCCUGUUGAUGAAUACGUCCCAGGAGAUUCUUGAAGGUUUAAGCAGUAAUUUCUUCGUCUACAGCGCCUCUCAGAAUCGCCUGUUUGCUGGCGACGCUGCGCGCUGUCUCCCGGGGACCGUUCGCGCGUUGGUGUUGAAGCUGUUGGAGAAGGAAGAGAUUUUUAUCUCGGAAUCUGCGCCCUGCUGGCGCCUCCGAGAAGCAGAAGAGUGGACCGCUGCCUUCCUCACCUCCACCUCGCGCCUCGUCUGCCCUGUCCGGAAAAUCCUCGUCUGGCGAGAGCGGACGCCAAACAAGGUCCAGCGGAAGACGCCGCGCCCCGGACCGCAGCGCCUCGCAGACGCAGCGAAAGAGAACAAGAAAACAUACCAGGCCAGCGCGGAGGCACGCACAGAAGCAGACGGCGAGAAAGAAGAACAAGAGAAAGAAGAAGAGCAAGAAGAACAAGAUGAAGAGUGUGACAAAGGACGAACGGAAGGAGGGCAAGUUGUCGCCACACUGGAAUUUGAUCUCCAGAAAGAACGUUUUUCUCUGAAGAUCGCCGAGAUGGUCCGCGAAGCAGCUGAUGCGGCGUCGACUGUCGUCGCCAUUGCCGACGAGUCAAGUCGAGAGGGAAGCUGA